Messenger RNA from Knipowitschia caucasica, 774 nucleotides. The record is from the annotation of a GenBank genome assembly. NCBI's taxonomy places the organism in Eukaryota, Metazoa, Chordata, Actinopteri, Gobiiformes, Gobiidae.
AUGAGCUAUUCUUGUACGAGAAGAGGCAGCAGCCAAGACGCCAAGACUGGAGCGACUGGAGGAGCGCACAAUCCGUCCACAGACCCGGGGGCGCAGGCGGCCGCGAGCGGACACAGCUGCAGCAGGAGCCCCAAGGAGAGAGGCGGGAUGCGGGUGAGGAAAGGCUCGCUGGACGUGGUGGUGGGGGUCCCGGUGACCACGGAGGAAGACCUGCUGUCUAGCUCCGCGGGGAUCACGCCUGAGGACGUGUUGGGUCUGCAGAAGAUCACAGACAAUUAUCUGUGUGGUCCAGAGGAGAAUAUUUUCAACAUCGACUUCACCAGAUUCAAGAUCAGAGACAUCGAGACCAGCACCGUUCUGUUCGAGAUCACCAAACCUCCAUCCACAGACAAAGCCGGAGACAAGAGGGACAUGGACCCAAACGCCGGGAGGUUCGUCCGAUACCAGUUCACUCCAGCGUUUCUCCGACUGAGACAAGUGGGAGCUACAGUGGAGUUCACCGUUGGAGAUUUGCCGAUAGAAAACUUCCGGAUGAUCGAGAGGCACUAUUUCAGGGAGAAGCUGCUGAAGAGUUUUGACUUUGAGUUUGGUUUCUGUAUGCCCAACUCCAAGAACACCUGCGAGCACAUCUACGACUUUCCCCCGCUGUCAGAGGACACCAUCCGCGACAUGGUCCUGCACCCGUACGAGACGCAGUCCGACAGCUUCUACUUUGUGAACAAUAAACUGGUUAUGCACAACAAGGCGGACUAUUCCUACAACGGCGGCACAUAG